AUGCAAGAGCUACAUAACGCGGACACGUUCUGUGAGUCUUGGUCAGUUGCACCUAUGAGGCUUCUUUCCUUGACACUUUCUCUUGCUUCUAGUCUUUUUGUCGCCGCUUCUCUUGUUGAGCGACCCGACAGGAUCCCUUUCGAUGGUCAAUAUUUGAAACCGAAUGCAUCGAACACAGCCGUUGAGUGGUGGUGGGGGCAUGCUAUAGCCGAACCAACAGGCAAUAACCCUCCAGCUGCCUUUCAAUACCUAUUUUAUCAAGGAUACCCAUUUGCGCUCGGACCGCGGGACCCCACCCUUCCCGAGUUUUACAUCGUGGUAAACGGCUUCUUUCCAAAUGGGACUCGGUUCUCGGGGACCAUCCCUGCCACCUCAGGCACCGUAACCUCCCAUGCCCAAGAAGUCGCUGGAAGCUGGGGUGGUGCAGGCAGCUUCAGAGGCUCUCCGGACUUGUCCACAUUCACCAUCCAUCUCGAUGCGCCAGAGUAUGGUUUCGUUGGCUCCGUCAAGCUCACCUCGCGAGCGGCACACCACUUCGGCUGCAAUACCACUUCUGGCCCUUACUUCGAAUCCAUCCUUGAUCAACACACGACGCUAUCUGCGGCCGAAGAAAUUCUUUUCACCAAGCUAGGUUGGGCGAUCAGUGUUCCAGGCGCUGUCUCAGAGGUCGACAUGAAAAUCAACGGCGCCAGACUCAGGUUUACUGGCCAAGGCUACCACGAUGCGAACUGGGCACCCGCUCCGCUAAACACAGCGGUCGAUUCAUGGUUUUUCGGCACGGCCUCCGUCGGCGAUUAUGAUCUGUCGUACAUCUCUGUUUCCCCUUCCAACUCAACCCGAACCCUCAACACUGGCUAUCUCGCGCACAAGGGAAUUGUUCUUCAAAAUCAGUGCAGCCUGGAAGGCACCAAGUCAAAAGACCGCAGUGUCAUCAAGCCAUAUGGACUCGACCAAAGUUCAUCUGGCGUACCUGUGCCGACUGGGUUUAUCAUUGAUUAUAUUUUGGGGAAUGGCGAAAUGUACUCGUUCAAUCUGAGCUCCGUUGGCUCCUCCGCACAAAAUCCAGACGAAGUGGUGUAUCAUCGCUGGGUCGGCCAAGCGAGCGGUGGGAAAGUUGGAGGAGUCUCUGAACAAGGUCUGACAGUCUUCGAAUGGUUAAAUCCAGGUCUUGUCCCAUACUCAGUUUAG
Messenger RNA from Mycena indigotica, 1188 nucleotides. RefSeq lists its product as uncharacterized. The transcript has 3 exons. Lineage: Eukaryota; Fungi; Basidiomycota; Agaricomycetes; Agaricales; Mycenaceae. The record is from RefSeq and is a predicted model, not a curated record. The coding region runs from base 1 to 1188 and encodes 395 amino acids.